This is a messenger RNA of Dryobates pubescens (Downy woodpecker), 642 nucleotides long. Its product is annotated as dual specificity protein phosphatase 13-like. The transcript is spliced from 3 exons. Gene Ontology annotation, molecular function: protein tyrosine/serine/threonine phosphatase activity; MAP kinase phosphatase activity. NCBI's taxonomy places the organism in Eukaryota, Metazoa, Chordata, Aves, Piciformes, Picidae. Gene Ontology annotation, biological process: protein dephosphorylation; negative regulation of MAPK cascade. The coding region runs from base 1 to 627 and encodes 208 amino acids. Gene Ontology annotation, cellular component: cytoplasm. The record is from RefSeq and is a predicted model, not a curated record.
AUGGCCUGGGACUCCUUGUGCAGCAGGGACUUACUGCGCCCGAAGAUCAGAAGCGCCUCAAGUGGGCCGGCUGGCAGCCACUGCAGCACCACGACACCCACCCUGGAGGAGCUGCGGCGCCUGCUCUGGACACGCACACAGCCCAUGGGCCAUGCGGAUGAAGUCUGGCCAAACCUUUAUGUGGGGGACCUGCACAUCGCUCGUGACAAAGUGCAGCUGAGCCAAAUGGGCAUCUCCCAUGUAGUGGAUGCUGCUGCUGGGCGAUUUCACAUUGACACCGGACCCAAGUUCUACAAAGACUUGUCUGUGGAUUACUAUGGAGUAGAAGCAAAGGACAACCCAAACUUUGAUCUCAGCAUUUACUUCUACCCAGUUGCUCAAUACAUAAAAGCAGCACUGAGUUCCCCAAGAGGCAAAGUACUAGUUCACUGUGCAAUGGGAAUCAGUCGAUCUGCAACUCUUGUCCUCGCUUUCUUAAUGAUCUGUGAAAACAUGUCCCUUGCUGAUGCAAUUCAGACUGUGCGUUCACACAGAGGGAUUUGCCCCAACUCAGGCUUCCUCAAGCAACUAUGGGAGUUGGACCUCCAGUUAGGAAGAGGUAAAGGCAGAGAAGCAGAGGCCUGCUAGUGCCAAGGGGGCAUU